Molecule: messenger RNA, 1898 nt
Organism: Alosa alosa (allis shad)
Lineage: Eukaryota; Metazoa; Chordata; Actinopteri; Clupeiformes; Clupeidae
Product: elongation of very long chain fatty acids protein 7-like
Exons: 8
Coding region: 103-957 (284 amino acids)
Biological process (GO): fatty acid elongation, saturated fatty acid; sphingolipid biosynthetic process; fatty acid elongation, monounsaturated fatty acid
Cellular component (GO): endoplasmic reticulum; endoplasmic reticulum membrane
Molecular function (GO): fatty acid elongase activity
Source: RefSeq, a predicted model, not a curated record
CACAUCAGCAUCAGGUGAGUCAUUUUUGGGCGAAUAAAGAAAAGAGGGCUAAAGCGCCUAGGAGGCAGAAGAGAACCAAUUUGAAGGAAUCAAAGUAACGCAAUGGCUAAUAACUCCUCCUUGGCAUCCCGAGCCGUCCUAAUUUACGAUGAGUGGAUCAAAGCAGCAGAUCCACGGGUUGGAGACUGGCUGCUGAUGUCGUCUCCUGUACCUCAUACGAUGAUCAUUGCAUCGUACAUCUAUUUCGUCACCACUUUGGGCCCACGGAUAAUGGAGAACCGCAAGCCCUUUGACCUCAAGAAACCCAUGAUCGUUUACAACUUAAGCAUAGUUGGUCUCUCACUAUACCUGAUCUAUGAGUUUCUGAUGUCAGGUUGGGCUAAUGGAUAUUCUUACCAGUGUGACCUUGUUGAUUACUCCAAUUCGCCACUAGCAAUUCGGAUGGCACGGGCCUGCUGGCUAUACUACUUCUCCAAAUUUAUUGAGAUGUUGGACACUAUCUUCUUUGUGCUUCGGAAAAAGAACAGCCAAGUCUCAUUCCUUCAUGUCUACCAUCACUCAAUCAUGCCUUUCACCUGGUGGUUUGGCGUCAAGUUUGCUGCAGGUGGUCUCGGGACCUUCCAUGCCCUGUUAAACAGCAUUGUGCACGUCAUCAUGUACUCCUACUAUGCCCUCGCUGCCCUGGGACCUGCCUACCAGAAGUACCUCUGGUGGAAGAAGUACAUGACCACUAUUCAGCUGAUUCAGUUUGUGAUGGUGACUGCACACAUCGGGCAGUUCUUCCUCAUGAAAGACUGCCCCUACCAGUUCCCAAUUUUCCUUUACGUCAUUGGCCUAUAUGGACUAAUCUUUCUGGUGCUAUUCCUCAACUUCUACUACCACGCCUACACCAAGGGCAAGAGGUUGCCAAAAGUACAGGCACAAAAUGGGAGUGGCCCACACAAGAAGCAGCAGUGAAUAUUUCAUUUUAGCAAAGUAUUGAUUUUCCUUUGACCAUUUCAUCAUGUGUUUUCAAGUUUUGACCAACCCUUAUGCUUAAGUUAUUGUGGAGUGUCCUCAGUCACUAUGUUUAAAGACUAUGAAGUAUGCUUUUAUAACAUUUUCACCAUUCUAAUUCGGCAUAACCAGAAUGCCGUCAUGAGGAGGGUAAGAAGGGUUGUGUGGGUGGCCGUAAGCAAUGAGUGGACAUAGAACUAUAUUGCCCUGUAUGAUCACAUCUGGAUUUUUCUUUUUGGUGGGGACUAAUAACUAUUGUUUUAACAUUGCCCUGGAAGUACUUAAGUUUUAAACAAAAAAGAGCUGGUAAUUUGGAUUUGAAGAAGAUUUGCUGCAUUUUAUUGUAACAUGCUAUGACAAGUGAGUGCCUUCAUGAAGUUGGUAUUGAUGUAAACUUGUUCUGGAGUGGAAGUGGAUGUGAUGGCUGUCCCAGUGCUUCUGCUGUGAAAGCCGCUGGAGCUUGAUUAACCUUCCCCGUGAACAGUAUCCGACUCACAGACCUGAGGGGGAGACUUUGCAAGCUACCCAGAGGAUGGAUGUGACUCGUAAUGUGUUCUACUUGAAUUAUUUAUUUGUUUAUUUAAAUGUGUGGAAUUAUUGUUUUAAAUUGUGAUUGUUUGAAUUAUUGAUUUGAUUUGGACUGUGCUCAGUCUUUAUCUUAUUCAAGGUUCUUUUUUUAAUUCAGUAGGGGGCUAACUGAAAGUUUCAUUGACUCUCAGUGAAGGAGCUAAGCUCCAGUCUCCAGAUUUUGUUAAAUGUGUUUUUUGUAUUUUGUUUUUUGUUAAGUGCUUUCUUUUAAGAUGCUUUAAUAUGAUGCCAAACUCAAGUGCAAAUGUUAAAGAUGGUUAAAAAAUGUUGCAUGUGAUUUUAUUACAAAAUAAAUUAUUUGACCUUUGCAUAAA